Messenger RNA from Spizellomyces punctatus DAOM BR117, 2337 nucleotides. RefSeq lists its product as uncharacterized. The record is from RefSeq and is a predicted model, not a curated record. Lineage: Eukaryota; Fungi; Chytridiomycota; Chytridiomycetes; Spizellomycetales; Spizellomycetaceae. The transcript has 4 exons. Bases 128 to 1594 code for a protein of 488 amino acids.
AGCAAAUUGUAAGAUCGUAUCGGAAUCCACGUUUGGAUUGAAGAGCAAGGCUGGCGCACGUUGCAUAUAGUGCAUAUUGCGACAAAUUCUGGUCAAUUUGUUAACUUGUUUGAUCCUGAAUCCCACCAUGAACCCAGACGGCCCGGCCACACCGAUUCCUCGAAAGCGCAUCUUUCAAAUGGGAAACACUCCUGAAAACCCAACAAGAAACGUCCCUAGAUUCCAACCUUCAGAAGCGCAACAUCAAUCAUACCCUCCUUCCUCGGUAUCAGCUGGCCCAUCCUUUCCAAAGCUCGGUACAAAUAACCCGUUCCUUCGCACGACAACUCCCAAAUCAACACCGCACCGCUCGAUAUCCUGUCGGCGUUCUCGAAGCGGAAUUCGGGAUCUGGCUGACGCAGACUCGGAUGAUUCAGACGACAUGCAUACUCGUCAUCUGACUAGAACCCCCAUAUCGAGAAGAUCGCAACACAAGUCGUCCUUGUCGAUUCAUGUAGGUCCUUUCGGGGGCGGAAACACGGUAAUAAAUAGUGCAAGCAGUAGUAGAGCAUCCUUACUAGCCCGACGCAAUUCAGAUGCCAUGGUGAUGAAUACGCUCACCGACGAGGCAUUCAGUAUGGAUCCGAUGGCUGUCGAUGGUACACCGCGGAAGACGGGCAGUAGGAGGAGUUCGCUAUCGGCAUUAUCGGCAAAACCACUGAAUAGAAUUGCAAAUUUGCUCAAGGAAGAGGCAAAGCCAUUUGAUAAGGAAAUCGCGCACGAAAAAGCAGUAAACCAAAGUUUCCCCACCCUUCACUCUGCGUUCAAUCUCGAGUCACUAGAAUCGAUGCUAGAAGAAUCACCUCCUGACUCGCCCUCGAUGAUGGAUCCGUCAACGCCACGAAGCGAUCGGGCAAUGUCCAUGUCACUUACUGCGGAUAGCAGAGAGACCACACCAGAGAAUCUUGGUGUUCCGGUACCUGUGCGCGCUGUUGCUAUACCCAAUUCAGCACUCAAGGACCCAGCUACAUAUGUAUCACAUUCUUCUAAAUUGAACCCGGAGAAUAGUUUUAUAUCAAAACAGCAAGAAGUGAUCAUGUCGUCCCCCUCACUCUCGCCUGUUCAUAUGAUGCUCGGAGGCUCUUCGCCCUCGGCGUCUGAACGUAAAGGAAAACGCAAACUAUCAGCCGACACUGACCGCUUCGAACCCUACAAGAGAAUUCGCAUGCCGUCCUCUCCCACCGUCCACUCACCAACGUACGCAGCUUCCUACUUUCCACCAAUGGGCCCUCGAACAGGCUCCACACCUCCACCCUUCAGUCUUCCCUUCCCUUUGGUUUUUCAACGACAGCGCUCGCCGAGUGUGUCAAGUACAUCGAGUGGCUCUGGGAACAUGUGGGGGGUCGAGAAAACGGGCGGGACGGGUGGAACGACCACAGGAGGAGAGAAAUCGUCGAAUAGCAAUGGCAGUUCAAAUGGAACCCCGAUAAUAGGACAUGCUCUACACCCGCACCUUGCAAGUAGUAAUCCACCACCGAGCCCAAGGACGUUGGGUCAAAUGUUGAAUUUGACAGGCACACAGGAAGGGUUUACAAAGAUGAGUAUUACCGAGUAGUUGAUAAAAUUGAGGGAUGCAGUGGUUACUCGUCAGAAUGUGGCAAGACGGAUCAACAGGCAAUGCCAGUUGCAGUGAGCUGCGCACUUGUACAUGGAACUUAAUCUGCUUAUGUUCAUAUACCUAAUGCGAAGCCACUGUCAAUGGACGGGCUUCAACAAGGCCAGUAACGGCACAUGUUUGUCAGGCAAAGGGAUAUCAACCCACAAUUCUCUCUUAAUUACUCUACCAAGAAACGACAAACGAGCAACAUUUAAAAAGGUAUUCACGACAAACUAUCGGCCAAUACGGGAGGAAACCACGCACGCCGACGAGCAUCUUUCCAAAAAACAAAUAACCCUCCUUGCCUCUCAAAACCCAUGUGCUCCACUGCCAAUAAUGCUGGCUCUCGGAUUCUCAACCUCAUUAUCAGCCUUCACCCAUAUCAACAGCGGGCCCCACUCAGCCUCAACCCUUCCUCCUUGCGGGUGCGGUACAGUCGUGUACCCAUGUUCUUUAUAAAAAUGCUCUGUAUGCCACAAACUCCACACUUCGAUGGUUUCGAUUCCGGGAAGACGAUGCAGUUCUUUAAUGAGUCGACGACUGAAGCCGAGUCCUUCGUAGGCUGUGUUGACGUAGAGUUUAUCGAUGCAGAGAUGGCAGGAGUCUUCGGCGCCAUGAAAGUACUGAUGGAUACAAACAUGUUAGGAAAGAACACGUCAGACAAUGUGGCCUUUAAACGUAGUACCUCGAUGAAUCCAACA